GUGAGUGGACGUGUGUGUGGAUAGGAGUAUAUUGUGCCUUCACUCUGAUGCCCAGCUAGAGGCAUGCCAGAUGAUCAGGGAGGAAUAAAUGCCCCCUGAGACUAAACCACGUGACGACCAUUGUCACGUGACGUAGGCACCAGAUGGCAUGGGUACCAGCUUUGGCGGUUGGCAUCAGUGUCAUUUCUCCACGAGAGAAAGCGAGCCGCGGAAAACACGCCGAGGAUUGGUGAACUGCUCAAGGUGCAAGGGAGCCGUCCGGAGCUAAACGAGAUCAAGAAAACUUUUAAGGACAAUUAAGACAAUGAAUGAUUUUAAUUAACUCCCAAAACACAGCAAGGACGAUGUUGACACUACCGUUUGAGGAGCCCGUGAUGAUGGAGUCUCAGUUCGUGGCAAACUUUUCUCGGGACUGCGAUGGCAAUAUGAAGGUCAACAAACCAGAGCUCUUUAAAAAAGAUGACAGCAUCUCGCAGACCGAUACCAGAGGGCCGGAGGACGAAGAAUCGGAGAGGGACGACGAUGAGCGCGAGGAGGGUCAAGAUGAGAGCGGCUUGUCCCGGAGACGCGGGCCGCGGAAAAAGAAGAUGACCAAAGCGCGCUAUGACAGGGUGAAACUGCGCCGCAUGGAAGCCAAUGCCCGGGAGCGGAGCAGGAUGCAUGGUCUAAACUAUGCGCUAGACGGCCUGCGGAAGGUGGUGCCUUGCUACUCAAAAACUCAGAAACUCUCCAAGAUAGAGACCUUGCGUUUAGCCAAAAACUACAUCUGGGCUUUGUCUGAGAUCCUAAGCACUGGCAAGCGACCUGACCUUUUGACCUUUGUUCAGACACUGUGCAAAGGUCUGUCGCAGCCCACCACAAACCUAGUGGCGGGUUGUCUUCAGCUGAACGCCAGGAAUUUCAUUACUGAUCACAACGGGGAAGCGUCCUUGUCUGGCAGGUCUCCAUAUGACUCCAUGUACCCACCUUACCACAGUCCCGAUGUCGUUGCGGCCUCCGGCCACGGCAGCAGCACGGUGGACGGCAUGAAACCCUUUCGGCCCUACAGUUAUAGCAAUGCCUAUGAACCGUUCUAUGAGAGCACCUCCCCAGAAUGUGCCAGUCCCCAAUUCGAUGGUCCACUGAGUCCUCCUAUUAACUUUAAUGGGAUUUUCUCCCUUAAGCAGGAAGACCCGGCUGAUUAUGGUAAGAGCUGCCAUUACGGAAUGCGUUACUCGGUGCCAGCCCGCGCUACCUCCGGCCAGAAUGCGUUGUCAAGAGGCUCCUCUGACAUGCAUUUCCCCUAUGACAUUCAUCUCCGCGGCCAGUUUUAUCCUGUGCAAGAUGAAUUAAACACGACUUUUCAUAAUUAAUGAGAGAAAGUCAAAUGUGAGCGUCCCUUUUUGCCGGGUAAUUAGCCUACUGAAAACAAAAGACUUAACACAAAUGUAUUAUUUACAGCAUUCUGCUUUUUAGAUGGGGGUUUGGUUGUUGGCCAUCUGAUGAUUUAUUAUUAAUUCAUAUUAAUUGAAUGGAAACAGAGUUUGUCGUGGAAUCUUUUGUAGAAAAACAGUAAAUCGCUUUUGUUUGCGAACUGAAAAUUAACCAAUCAAUUUGUCUGUGUGUAAUACUGUUAUAAGGACUUAUCGCUUGCCGUUUCAACACAGAGAACCACAAAGUACGUGUUGUGUAAAAUCACUUUGUAUAAAAUGUGUACAAUGCAUUAUCAACGAAUUUCUGUAUUGCGACAAUGUGUUUUACAGUCGAAAGCAAUCAUAAUGUUAUCCAGUUCAUAUUUUUUCUCCUUGGAAAUGUUAUAUACACAAGUAAAUAAGGCAGCAAUAAAAGCUAGAGGAGCUAUGCAAUUAAGAUUAGCCUCUUGCCACACCGAACAAUCAAAUUGUAAGAAUUCUCAAGUUAGCUAUAAUAGGCUUGAGUACUUGGCUGACUGUCUUAAUUGAUUUGAACCUAUGUUUAAAAGUGUCAAAACUAAAUUACAUGUGAAGUGAACAGGAACUUUAGAUGAACAUUUGUUUGUUGAGUAUUUAUAAAUAAUUCACUCAAUGUAUUUGCCUAUUUAUUUAUUUAUUUAUUUAUUGAGGCUAUUUGAAAGCUAACUUCAUGUUAAUGUUUGCGUGCUCUCUGGAUCCCUGGGUCUUUUCAGAUGGAGCUGUACAACUGUGUAACUGAACGAAUGAAUAAUAAGAAUGCAUUGUUAUGGAAAUACUAUAUGUACAUUUACGAAUAGGUCAAUAUGUUUCAAUAUAUCAUUAAAAUAACUUUAAUUGUGAAGCCCACUAACCUAUUUGCCUACUAAAAGAAGAUUGACUUGGAAACUUGCUAUGUUGUGUUAUUUUGAAAACAAUACCAUAUAUAACUUAUCUAAAUGAAAUGUGAUAUGAAAAGUUUUGAUAACGCCCCGUGUUAUGUCAAUGCAACGAUCAACAUGUGCAAUCAAUAUGGAAACAGAUCUAUCAUAUUAUGUAAAAUGAUUUGCUCGGAGGCUUGUACAAAUGCCUUGCUUUGCAGCUAUACUUGAUUUUGUUUUUCCUUUUGAAAUUAUGUGCAGAGGUUUCCCAACGGCUACAUUUAUGUUGAGGCAAGAGCACUCCGUCUAAAAUACAUUUUCAAUGCAGCAGUUAUAUACACCACUGUCUUACCAUGUUAUACCAUAUAUAUUAUUUGCCUUAAAUUAUGGGGCAACCAUCAGAUAUGCAAUGUUAUGGAUGUCAACAAUGGUGGAUUCGUGAAACAUUCUGUAUCCUUCUUCUAUAAUGUUAUGAUGAAGUGUUUUCACUUGAGAAUAAUUGAAAAGUGCACCAAACUGGUUUUGUGCAGAUUUGUGCACCGUAAUUAAGUUGUUUUG
Molecule: messenger RNA, 2845 nt
Organism: Clupea harengus (Atlantic herring)
Lineage: Eukaryota; Metazoa; Chordata; Actinopteri; Clupeiformes; Clupeidae
Gene: neurod6a
Product: neuronal differentiation 6a
Biological process (GO): positive regulation of transcription by RNA polymerase II; sensory organ development; axon development
Cellular component (GO): nucleus
Molecular function (GO): DNA-binding transcription factor activity, RNA polymerase II-specific; protein dimerization activity; E-box binding
Source: RefSeq, a predicted model, not a curated record